Eublepharis macularius is the source of this 2141-nucleotide messenger RNA. It is a transcript of the gene DMAP1, whose product is annotated as DNA methyltransferase 1 associated protein 1. Gene Ontology annotation, biological process: chromatin remodeling; DNA repair; negative regulation of transcription by RNA polymerase II. Gene Ontology annotation, cellular component: Swr1 complex; nucleus; NuA4 histone acetyltransferase complex. The transcript is spliced from 11 exons. The coding region runs from base 259 to 1503 and encodes 414 amino acids. The record is from RefSeq and is a predicted model, not a curated record. Gene Ontology annotation, molecular function: transcription corepressor activity. NCBI's taxonomy places the organism in Eukaryota, Metazoa, Chordata, Lepidosauria, Squamata, Eublepharidae.
CAGCCAUUUUGGGCAGAGCUUUGUUAUGAUUCGGUCUGGUGAACUCAAGCUGCACGCAGAGUGAAGGGGGGUGACUUUCGGCCCGGUCCCGCGAGCACGGCCUCCGGUGGAGAAAAGGGAACAGGAGCCCUCAAGGCGGAGAAGCCCGCGUCUCUGAGGACUCCAGGUUACGGGCGUAGCUGGGGUGGGUGUGCAGGAUACUUGAUGUUACAAGCCCCAGUGGCAGGAUAUUCGUAAGUGACACUAACAGGCAAGAAAAUGGCCACAGGAGCAGAUGUCCGUGAUAUAUUGGAACUUGGGGGUACAGAGCCUGAGAACAUAGGAACUAUAAAUAAAAAAGACAUUAUCAAUUCUGAUAAGAAAAAAUCCAAAAAGUCCUCGGAAACGUUGACCUUUAAGAGGCCAGAAGGAAUGCACCGGGAAGUCUAUGCACUGCUGUACUCUGAUAAAAAGGAUGCACCUCCGUUGCUGCCAAGUGACACAACACAAGGUUACCGCACAGUCAAGGCAAAGCUGGGUUCCAAGAAAGUGCGGCCCUGGAAGUGGAUGCCUUUCACCAAUCCUGCUAGGAAGGAUGGGGCUAUGUUCUAUCACUGGAGGAGAGCAGCAGAAGAGGGCAAAGACUACCCCUUUGCCAGAUUCAACAAGACAGUGCAAGUUCCUGUUUAUUCAGAGCAGGAGUAUCAGAUGUACCUUCAUGAUGAUGCCUGGACCAAAGCUGAAACAGACCACCUCUUUGAUUUGUCACGCCGUUUUGAUCUUCGCUUUGUGGUUGUUCAUGAUCGCUAUGACUACCAGCAGUUCAAGAAACGAUCAGUGGAAGAUUUAAAAGAGCGUUAUUAUCACAUCUGUGCCAAGCUGGCUAACAUUCGUGCUGCCCCAGGCACUGAUCUGAAAAUCCCUGUAUUUGAUGCUGGCCAUGAAAGGCGCCGGAAGGAACAACUGGAGAGGCUAUAUAAUCGGACACCAGAACAGGUGGCAGAAGAAGAAUAUCUAAUCCAGGAGCUGCGAAAAAUUGAAGCCAGGAAGAAAGAGAGGGAGAAACGAACACAGGACUUGCAGAAAUUGAUUACGGCUGCUGACACAACCACUGAACAAAGGCGUGCAGAGCGAAAAGCACCAAAGAAGAAGCUGCCGCAGAAGAAAGAGACGGAAAAGCCUGCUGUUCCAGAGACCGCUGGCAUCAAGUUUCCUGACUUCAAGUCUGCAGGUGUCACACUACGUAGUCAGAGGAUGAAACUGCCGAGCUCCGUGGGACAGAAGAAGAUUAAAGCCUUGGAGCAGAUGCUGAUGGAACUCGGAGUAGAGAAAACGCAGGGAAUCUGCCUCCAGCUCUUCGUCUGUCAAAAAGGUGAAGAAGCCAUGAGUGACAGUAGGUCCCAGUUGGAGGACAAGAACAUUGCCUGCAGGGGCAAGAAGGCUGUAUUUGCCCUGUUCUGUGGCAGUGACUUUUAUGCUGGAAGAUUCCUGGCUCCAAAAAGGGGUAUGGCCUGCCCCAGAUGAAGGAGUUGCACUCGUUCACAUCACAGACUCCUGUUAAUUGGUGCUAUGGUGGUUGCAUUGUCUUUCCUGUGUCUGACUUUUGUAAACUUCUUUGUAAAUACAUUUUGUCCUACGGCUGUAAUCAGCAAUUACAGAAGGAGGCAGGAAGACAAGAUGAGAUUACCUGUAAGAGGCUCCUGUUUUCUUUAUUUCUCCAUAAAUUGGCAUUUGCAGGAACAGGAUGAUCACUUUAGAGCUCCUCUACUGCAACCUGCCUGAUUCCCUGAUAGGAUACUGCAGAUGAGUAGUUCAUAUUACUUUAAUUAUUUCAUCUCAUAACAGGAGGAGGAGAAGACUGGGUUUUGGGUCCUUAAAAUAACACUGAAGUGGGAGAGCCUAUAAGGAAGAUUUGCACAGAUGAAUUGUUCUGUGGGAAAUGAUGCUUGCAGGGAGAGACAUCAGUAGCUCCUUGGAGUCUCCAGCUUCUUGCUGUGUUACCAUUGAGGCAUAGUCUUCCAGGUACUUGGCUCAGUGCAACCAUACUUAGCCACCCAUUAAACACUGUUACAGCAUCCACUUCACCAUUGUAAAACAUAAAUGUUUGUUUCUGGCAUUACAGAUGAUUGUCAUCCAGCUAAAUAAACCUUAAUCAUAUCUUA